Messenger RNA from Sodiomyces alkalinus F11, 2936 nucleotides. RefSeq lists its product as hypothetical. The record is from RefSeq and is a predicted model, not a curated record. NCBI's taxonomy places the organism in Eukaryota, Fungi, Ascomycota, Sordariomycetes, Glomerellales, Plectosphaerellaceae. The transcript is spliced from 5 exons. Bases 236 to 2764 code for a protein of 842 amino acids.
UCCCAAUAUACCCAGGGCAGACUGUGACGCACUAUUGAGCGCGCAGAUCUGUCGUAACAUGCUUACCUCUUCUCGAAGUCGACGCAUGUAAAGAGUUGAGUAGCUCCAGGUCCCGCUUCAAGCUCGCCGUUUCCCCUUUCGACCUGGAGUCUCGCUCGUCGUUCGCCCUUCCACCACCGCCGCACCUUACACAGCCGUCUUGCUCGCUCGCCUUUACGUCGAUUUUACGUUCACCAUGCCUCGCCCCAACAACCCAGCUCCCGGUCCCCGUCCCGGUUCCGGUGCUGGCGCCCCAAAGGCAAAGGGCGUUCCUGCCCCGAACCGUGGAGUCGUCCCGGUUAUUCCCCUGCCCUACAUGAAGAAUCGUGGCAGAGGCAAGCAACCUUCCGUUUCCGCCGCCAAUGGCUCUUCCCUCAAGAUUCAACACAACGCCGAACUCGCCGAACCUGCCACCCCCGAGACUGUUUCGACCGACGUUAGCAAGGAUUCCAAGGGCUCCAAGGAAGGCACCGUUGUUGAUGAGCCUGCUGCUGCUCCUGCCGCCGCCGUAGAGUCCAGGUCUGUCAAUCACGUUGCCGAAACCACGCCCGCCGCAAACUCGCCCGCUAUCCCUCAACCGACCACCUCCGUACAAGCUCCCGAGCCUGUUGUCUCCCAAACCGCGGAGGAGCCCGAUUUCGACCAACCCACUGCUUCUGCACCUGCCAAGGGCUCGUCCGCCGCCACAAAGACUACUCAAGCUGGUCCCCCGACCACUGCUGCCCAACCGCCUCCCGCCAUCCCUCCGAGCCGCUAUACCAUGCCCCCUGCCUUUCAGCCGGCUCCCCGCCCACUCGGGCCUCUCGCCAACGGCGAUUCCGUUCGCGGGCCCCGUCAAGGCGUCAAUGGCCUCGGCAUGCACCAUCCGCACCCUAGCAAUGGCAGCCUGCAGUUUGGCGGCUUUGGCUCCAACAGCUCGUCUCCUGCCCCGCCUCAUUCGGCCGGUUUCGGCCCGCCGCCCGGUUUGCCAGGUCAUCCUGAUGGUAGACGCGCCUUCCACGGUCAUGGCCACGGUCAUGGCCAUAGCCAUAGCCAUAGCCAUAGCCAUAGCCACGCCCACGGCCACGCUCACAUGUACGGCCACUCCUACGGCCACUCUUACGGUCACGACCCUGCCGCUCCCGGUCUUGGUUUCCCUCCCAUGGUCCCCUACAUCACCGAGUUCGUCCCUGUCAGCACCGCCAACGCCGAUGGCCAUGGCCGCCACGUACCCGCCCCGGCUGGCAUUGAGCCCUUCGUUCCACGUGGUGCCAACGGCUACGGCGCUGGUCCAUCCACGCCUCACAGUUUCCAGGAUUCGCAGUCGUCCAACCAGCCCGAGGAAGGCAAUCUCUUCGGCCACUUUCACGCGCCCACCAAUAUCAAUGGCGUCGCUGGUAACGGCGAUGACCGCGGCCAGCCGCGACAGCGUGGCGUCCCCGGCUAUGGAGGACCUCCGCCUCCUCCUCACCAGGCGAUGAUGCCCGGUCACAUGCCGCCGCCGCCCAUGAUGCAGCCGAGACGGGACGGGCAGGACGAUGGGCUGGUCGGCUUCCUGCAGACUCAGUUUCAGGAUCCGGCUUUGACUGACUGCACCCUCGAGCUUCGCUAUGCGGACGACCGUGCCCCCCCUGUACGCCUCUCUGCCCAUCGCUUAAUACUUGCCCGGAGCGGCGCUCUCCGCAGCCUCCUGGAUGCCGCCAGUGCCAGCAACGGCGAUUCGACCCCGUCGGGAGCGGCGAACCGUACCAUCGUGCUCCAGUCCGACGAUAAGUAUCUCCGCUCGGACGCUUUCUGGAUGGCCGUUCAGCGUCUCUAUGGUUUCCCCCUCCUCGAGGCCCCCGAACCGGCUGCCAUGGGCGACGAGGGUCUCACUAUGGCUGGGACGGCUGACAGCCGCUUCGACUUUGCCCUGGGCUAUGCCGCCGCCGGUUCUGUCUUGGGUUGGACUCCGGUGGUCGUGCGCGGUCUCGAUAUCGCGUCUCGCCAGAUCACGUUGACCACGCUCGAGAAGGCCCUCACUUUUGCCUUGGCUGACGUGCCUGACCGAGCGUCGGCCGACGGCCACACCCAGUUCGCGUACGGCGAGGUGGUUCAAAUCAUGAUGGACGGGAUCGUGUCUUUCAUCAUCAACAACUUCCCCGCUUUCUUCCGCCUCGAUACGUCCGUGGUCGACCCCGAAGGCUUUGCGCGGAUUCCGCCCGUCCCGACGACAGCUGCGCCCUCCGAGGGCCGUCGGCCGCGACCGACGCACAUCAAGUUUGGGGACAUUAACGACGGCCCCGCUGGGCAAGAGGGGGGCAACGCCGCCGGCAGCACGGAUGGGGCUUCUCCUCUCACGGCGGAGCAACGCAAUAUCAACGCCACCCUUUCCAGGGUCCUCCUCAAUCUGCCGUUUGCGUACCUGAAACCGGUGCUCGAGUCGACCGGGUACAGCGUCCCGGGCUGGGCCAGCUCGGAGAUGCGACACCAAAUCAUGGUGAGCGUCGUGUCGGAGCGGGAGGCUCGGCGGACUCGCGCGCUGGAUGCGGUUCGCGAGGGCCAAGUACCUCGGGCGGCGCAGAUCCGACGCUGUCUCGAGAGGGUGGAGCCGCGCCACGGCGACGCCUGGGACGUCCUUGGCUGGCAGGAAGAGGUGGUUCCAUACAGGGGGGAUGCCCCCUCUCUGGUCCGUAACUGGGUGCCCCUGUCGCCACAGGGCGGCGAGGGGCGGUCCGGAACGGCACCUGCGCCCGCUUUCCCCUAGUGGUUGACCUUUUGACGUGACGACCACACCAACCGACGCAAAAGGAAAGCUGCGAAGCAAAGAACUAGCGCGGUCUGACGACUUAUGAGACUAACGAGCAGAGCGCAAACCAUCAAACGGAUAUACUACGUACGGGGAAGUAGUGAAUCGGUACCGUACAAGAAACGGAUCA